Amorphotheca resinae ATCC 22711 is the source of this 1930-nucleotide messenger RNA. Its product is annotated as glycosyltransferase family 31 protein. The transcript has a single exon. The record is from RefSeq and is a predicted model, not a curated record. Gene Ontology annotation, molecular function: acetylglucosaminyltransferase activity. The coding region runs from base 241 to 1740 and encodes 499 amino acids. Gene Ontology annotation, cellular component: membrane. NCBI's taxonomy places the organism in Eukaryota, Fungi, Ascomycota, Leotiomycetes, Helotiales, Amorphothecaceae.
GGAGCUACGGGCAAGGAACAAGACAACUACGUCUUCACUUGUCUCUUGUCUCUCGUCUAUCGUCUCUUGUCUCUUGUCUCUUUAAGUCUCUUGACUGCUGACUUCCUGCUCUACCAACCCCUCCUCACUCCUCUUCUCUUCUCGCUGCGCGCGUUACUUACCGCCAUACCUCGGCUCUCCUCACCUAUACCCUCGUUAUCCAAUGCCUUUUCCAUGUCUUUCGUGAACACUACCUCCCCAAUGUUGCCUCGGACGCCCUUAUUUCGAUGGCUGGCAGUCGUUUUCUUCGUCGCCCUCGUCUUCUACUUCCAUCCCAGCUUCACCGGCACCUCUAUCCUCUUAGACUCGACCUCCCCGCCCCAGAUCUCCAAAUCCGGCUCUGACGACCUGACAUAUGUGAGGGAGGUCUUGAGCAAACACAAUAUCGGUCCUACAGUGUCCUACGCUUCACGAACCAUUCGAUACAUCUUUGAUGCCCCUGAUCGACCAUCAAUCACCGAGCUCGAUCAGAACCUAUUUAACAAGCCAUUUGAAGAUAUCAAAAUCACUAAGGUCUCGACCCUGGAAGCAGAUGUCCCACUCGAAGUGCAUGUCAAGCAGUCCCAGCGACCAGAUCAGAUCGAUGCGUCUGCCUUGAUCUUUGGCUGCUCCACCACAUUCCAACGUUUCACCGACCCAAAGACGAGCCCGAUAAGUGAGUGGGCGAGAUGGCUUACAGAUGGCAAUGGACACUCCAACGGAGCAGGAUUGGUCUUGGCCUUGUUCGACACGACUCAAGAGGAGAUCGACCAUGCAGCUGAGAGACUGAAUUCAGUGGGGAUCAAUGCAACGGUCGUCGCAUCCGAUCCUACACUUGACAUGCCAGGACGCUACGUAGCUCUCGUCAACAUGCUAUACAACCACAAUUCACGAGACAACCGCAAAUUCUUUAUCCUCAUGGAUGAUGACACCUUCUUCCCUGCCAUGUCAGAGCUCUUGAACACACUCACUCAUUACGACCCCGCAAAACCAUACUACAUCGGGACCUUUACCGAGCGCGCCCAGUGGCUCCUCGAACACCAGGCCCCCUUUGCUUUUGGUGGCGGAGGCAUCAUCCUCACAGCACCGCUCGCAAAACAGAUCGCAGGACUACCCUGCCUAGAAAAGACCGAGGAUGGCAGGUAUGUCCUUGACAGCGACCAGGGAGAUCGACUCCUGUACAACUGCAUCCACCAACAUACCGAAACCCGACUCACCUACCUCCCGCUCCUACACCAAGAAGAUCAGUUUGGAGACCCGAGCGGAUUCUACGAGUCCGGGACCAUGCCUUUGUCCCUCCACCAUUACAAAUCAUGGCACGCUUUCAUCCCAGGGAAGGCACAUAUUGUGGUAGAUGCGUGUGGUGAAGACUGUCUCCUGCAACGAUGGCAGUUCAAAGACAACUUUAUCCUUUCCAAUGGAUACAGUGUCGCGCAAUAUCCGAAAGGAAUCGAUUUCGAUACCGGACUGAUGGAGGGGACCUUCGAUAUGGGCGGCGAGGAGGAGAUGGCCACGAACGUCGCAUACACCUUUGGCAGUCUACGAAAGAGUCUCAGCGGAACCGGAAGGAAGCGUUCCUGGGAGCUCCUAGAUUCAACGAGAGAGGGAUACGGCCGAGUGAAGCAAAUCUACGUCAAGAGAAAAGACGACGCGCGAUGGCUGGCGGAAGGCGAGGAACAUCCAAAGUACGAUAGUGUUAUCGUGCUUCUAUGGAUCCCUUAGCCAUUUUUGCCCCGCGUUCUUUCUUUUUCUCCUGAUCACGCAUUUCGUCACAGGGAGAUGUAGACAUCUCUCACGAUACUCAAUUCAACUUGUGCGCUAUGGAUGGGACGGCGUUCCGGCGGCAUGCUAGCCAUCUUUCUACCUAUCUUCCUCGGGUGUUCAGGGGCAUCACGUAUGUUAGGUAAUAAUG